Messenger RNA from Lachancea meyersii CBS 8951, 918 nucleotides. The record is from the annotation of a GenBank genome assembly. Lineage: Eukaryota; Fungi; Ascomycota; Saccharomycetes; Saccharomycetales; Saccharomycetaceae.
AUGAGUGACGAAUUCGAUAUCACACAGACUUACCUGAGUUUUCUGGAGCAGGACAGCGAAAUGACCAUGCCUAUAGCUGCCAUUGAGUCGCUGGUGACAAUGCUACGAGUUAAGCAGCCUGAGACCUCUGCAGAGAUGAUUAAUACCAUCAAAAGUGCUGCAGAGACAUUGGCAGCUUCGAUUCCAAAUUCGAUGUCUCUGCGAGCCGGUUGUGAUAUUUUUAUGCGGUUUGUCUUCAGAAACACACACCUGUACGGAGAUUGGGAAAGCUGCAAAAAACACUUGGUAGAGAACGGGGAGCUUUUUGUCUCGAGAGCCAAACGAUCGAGAGAUAGUAUUGCACAGAUUGGACUGGAUUUUAUCUCGGACGAUGACAUCAUUUUGGUCCAUGGGUUUUCAAGAGCCGUCUACUCAUUGCUGAGCCAUGCAGCGGACAAGUUCGUGAGAUUCAGAUGUGUGGUGACCGAGUCGAGACCCACGCAGCAGGGAGCACAGCUGUACAAACUCUUGCAGGAAAAGGGAAUCCCUGCGAAAAUGAUCGUGGACAGCGCUGUGGGAAGCAUUAUACACAAGGUCGACAAGGUGCUGGUAGGAGCUGAGGGCGUGGCCGAAUCAGGCGGUGUCAUCAAUCUCGUGGGCACUUACUCGAUCGGGGUGCUUGCUAAAAAUGCCAACAAGCCUCUGUAUGUGGUCACUGAGUCGCACAAGUUCGUGAGAAUGUUCCCGCUGUCGCCAGACGAUUUACCAGCCACUGCAGGUCCGUUGGACUUCACACGCGACGAAGAGUCUCAACAAUCGCUUGUGGAACCCGGGAUUGACUACACAUCGCACGAGUACAUCACCGCGCUGAUAACAGACCUGGGAGUGCUCACCCCCAGUGCUGUCUCGGAAGAACUGAUCAAGAUGUGGUACGAUUGA